AAAAAAAAAAAAAAAAAAAAAGCCGGGCUUUGCCUCGCUCCGGCAGAGCGGAGGGCUGCGAGGGCUGCCGGCCAUCUGUCCGCGCAGGGCGGCACGGCGGGAGCUGCCCGUGCCCGGCGGAGGCUGCCCGGGAGGCGGCAGCGAGCGGAGCCGCUCCGCAGGUUGAUUAAGUGAAUAGAAGAAAAAAAAAAAAAGAAAAACGAAGAUACUUUCAAGUAUUGAAGAUACAAGGCCAGGAUGAACACGAAGGACGGAAAAGUGUCUGAAGGAGGUCUCAAUGUCACGCUUACCAUACGCCUUCUCAUGCAUGGCAAGGAGGUUGGAAGCAUUAUCGGAAAGAAAGGUGAGACAGUGAAGAAGAUGAGGGAGGAGAGUGGUGCUCGAAUCAAUAUUUCAGAAGGCACUUGUCCAGAGAGAAUUGUGACAAUAACAGGCCCAACAGAUGCAAUUUUUAAAGCUUUUUCUAUGAUUGCACUAAAAUUUGAAGAGGACAUAAACGCUUCGAUGACAAACAGCUCGGUGACAAGCAAACCRCCCGUAACACUGCGGCUCGUCGUCCCAGCAAGUCAGUGUGGAUCCCUCAUAGGAAAAGGAGGCUCCAAAAUCAAAGAAAUCAGGGAGUCCACAGGAGCCCAGGUGCAGGUGGCAGGGGACAUGCUGCCCAACUCGACGGAGCGYGCGGUGACCAUAUCCGGCACUCCCGACGCCAUCAUCCAGUGUGUGAAGCAGAUCUGCGUGGUGAUGCUGGAGUCCCCACCCAAAGGUGCCACCAUCCCCUACCGUCCCAAACCUGCCUCUGCACCUAUCAUUUUUGCAGGUGGCCAGGUAAGAGCAGACACCAUUUUGGCUUCAGCUGGAAACCACACCGUCCUGGCCCAGCCUCAGCCAGCGCCUGCAUUCACGAUUCAGGGGCAGUAUGCCAUCCCUCAUCCAGACGUGAGUCCAGCACAUUUGACCAAGCUUCACCAGUUGGCUAUGCAGCAUCCCCCCUUUACUCCCCUUGGGCAGACCACCCCUGGUUUCCCUGGACUGGAUGCCACUACUCCAACCAGUUCCCAUGAACUUACUAUUCCCAAUGAUUUAAUAGGCUGCAUUAUUGGCAGACAAGGCAGUAAGAUAAAUGAAAUCAGGCAGAUGUCAGGAGCGCAGAUCAAGAUUGCUAAUGCCACAGAAGGCUCCGCAGAACGACAAGUUACAAUCACAGGAUCCCCUGCAAACAUCAGCUUAGCACAGUACCUCAUUAAUGCAAGGGAUUCCCCACACAUCGAGACGAGAAUAGACCCCUUCAUUUUUAGUUGCACAAACACCAUAUGGCAUGCAUCUGGAUCUCGGAAGAUAACAAUUUAAGAUCUUCAAGACAGCUAAAGCAUGCAAAUAAAAUAAUGCACUUAUUAAUGGAGUUGCAGUGAGCUGCUUACCAGAGACAGAAACUCUGGUGAACAAAACUGUUUGACUCACUUUAGGAAAGCCUGUGAACUCUCACACUUCUGUUGAUUACUGUUUAAUGAUUCUUUUGAUGGAAUGGGAUCUGUAUGAGGUYUUUAAAUAUACUUUCGCAAAGAAGAAAACUCCUCAGCAAUCACAUACCACGGAUCUCUAUCGAUACCCUGUGAAACCAGAAACAAAGUAUUUUGUUCCUGUUAAAUUUCUAGAUAGAAGUUACUUGUUACCAUCGUCUACAAUAAACMAUCAUAUAUUAUUAUGUACCAUGUGUUGGAACUGUAUUUAGAUGAAGUGACUUCAUUUGUAAAUGAAGACUCUUAAAGUAAUGUACAAUAAAUUAAGCUGUAAGGUAACAUAGGCAAUUAAGGUGGCUUUUUCAUUUUAAAAAGUGACACUGCUCCAGACCUGUCCUUUCACACGAGACAUCACUGUGAGGCAGGUGGGAGGUUUGCUCCAGUGGGGUUGAGGAGCUCUGGCAGGGCAGAGGUGCAGAGCCACGCUGCUGCUGCUGCUGAUGCUGCCUCUGKGUGCUGGGAGUCACUUCUAAACCUGCCACAAGUGAUGCUCUCUCUUUCAAAGACGGUGGCAUAAAACAGCUUUGGGGAAGAGACGAGUGCAGUACCUAGACUGCCCACAAUGUGGUCUGGUACGUGAAAAUAAUAAUURCAAGAAAUAAAAGCCAUUUAAGCAUUCAGCAUAAGGUAGAUCUUUUUCUCCCCUAUGAGAUCUGUUGUUCACUAGAAUUGGUUUCCAGGGCCAGUAUUUCUGCAUAAACCAAUGCCUUUCAGCAACAUAAGAAGUAAAAAACCACAAUUAUCUAUCCACAGUAUUUCUGAAACGUUCUGUGUGUAUCUUUAAGCUAUCCUCCAGCCAAAGUUGCUAUCUACAGAAUAUUUUAUCAGCUUCUUUUAAAACUUUUAUUGCAAUCUGAUGUUGGAUAUGUACAUAGUAUACUCUAAAUUAUAGAAAUAUAGAUAUAUUGAUAUAAUAUCAAGACAGAGAUUUAAAUCUUUCUAAAGUAUUGGUUUGAUUCUGUAUUGCUUACCCGAGCGCUGGCCUCUGUAUGAAUAGAACAUGUCUUAGCUUGUUUGCAGUAGAAAUGUCUUUUUUCCUGUAAUGCCUUCUGUCUCUUUAACUGGUCUCCACUGUAGUAACUAGAUUUUCAUUACCCAGUUCCAUCUUCUAGCUUUUAUUAAGAUUGAACUGCAGUUUAGUUUCCCCAUGUAAUAUCUGACUUUGGAUUAUAAAUUCACUUAGCCAGCUGCACUUGCUCCUUUUUGAAGGGCAGUUUCCUGAAGGUAUUUUUUUACUGCAAUUUUGAUGAGAGGUUCAUUCACAGAGGCUGCCAAAGCCACAUCUGAGCUCUCUUCUUUUUACCAGUUUUGGGUAAUGCAAGAUGUGGCCUUCAGUGUUUGUAUUCAGAAAGUGCAGGUCUGCAAAGGGACAGUGUAAAAUUGUCACUGUGAAAUUUUGUGUGAAGGCUGCCUCACCCACUUUCACACGCAAUGUUGUUGCAUCCACAGUUGGUUUGGGAAACUGCCAUGGGACAGCUGAUAGCUAACCUGAUGAACGCCCACCUUACGUGUUGCCACCAGUAAUAAAUGGGAAACAGRGCCAGUUACUGCUCCAGUCAUACCAAUGUGAGUAGACAGAGACAGGGAGUUGAACAGCUGCUACCAACACCAGCAUUUUGGCCUGUGGGAUCUGUUCUCCCUGCUGCUGCAAGAAAAAGCUUAGGUUCAAACAGACCCCCAUAUCAGUAAGGAUUUUUUUUUUGUUUUUUUUAAAUGYAUGGUAGGCAAAUUUGGAGUCAUUGAAACACUGAGUCCUGCACUACCUUUCCAUAGGCCUCCCUCUCAGAAUAGUACUGAGUAACACUGAAAAAUCCAGCUGCAUAAACUGAGUUUUUCAAAACAUACUAAGGUAUCACAUGUAGCUCCUACACCCUCAGSCUGAGGAUGUACAGUGGAGUUGGAGUCUCUGAUUCAGUGGUCUUGACAUAAAUGCCUCCGUGUGAGUAGAUAGCCAACAGCACAAGGGUGCACUUCUCUCUGCUUAGAAGAGCURAGGGUUGUUCAUCCACGGGGACAGAUAAAGACCUUGGGCAAGAAAAUCAAAACUUCACCUCCCAUAAAGGAGUCUGAAUGUUAUGCACUCGCCCUUCUCCCCUCCCAGCACUUCACAGAAGAUGCUCUCCUUCCAACUUACCAGCAAAAUCUGCUGAGGAGUUAAUGCUCCAAGAGCCUUCUUUUCUGUAUGGGGAAGAGAGGAGCUUGGUGCUCAAGCAUUUCCCUCUGUCCUCCACACUCCUGUCCCCAGCUUAGAGGACAUCAGGUGUCCUUCAGACUCCCGUCAGCAGAAGUGCUUUGGGAAGUUCUACUCCAGUGUCCUCAUUCCCUACACAGUGCUGGUUGAUCCUUGCACGAGGCAGAUGUGCAGCUGCUCAUUGUCUUUCUCUGGCUGUGAAUGGAUGUGGGGCUGUUACUCCAAAAUUCUGUCCAAGUCUAGGGCGAAGAAAAGCGAGUGUGGAGUGACUGUGCUCCCCUCCAGUCUGCAGUCUGGGUGCAGCUGCUCUUCAAGCCUGCUCACCCAGUCCCCAACAKGGACCAGCACAAACCCUGUGCUAAGAAGCCUCCCUGGGCCUGAUGGGGUGUGUAAGAAAGUGCCAGGUUCUCUGCAUGGGCAGCCAGCAGCCAGCUGGCACUUCACUCUGGAAGCAAGGAGCUGCCACAGCUCCUCAGCACACCUCAGGAGCAUGACAAGUUAGUAAUUGCCAAAAAGAAAACCCCAAAAUUAAUAGGAGUAUACACACUGUAGCUAGCAAAGAUUUUCUAACCCAUAGUCCUGUUUACAUGUUAGGCUGCCAUAGCUCCCAGCUGAUCACCUGCAAAAAGCAUCCUAAAAUUCUUAUUUGUGUUGUUUGCCAACUUAAAAGCCAGGGUAGAAGCUGCAUCAAGGAAAUAGGCAAAGGAAGGAUUUAUCUAGGCAGAUGUUUUGAAAUCAGUGAAAAAAUCAGUGUGUCCUUGGAAUUACAUUUGAAUGUCUAAAGAUGUACAGAAAAGCAGGCAUAUGUGGGCCAAACUCAUCUUGCCUGCUGAUGGGUGCAGUUAGAUUGAAGUGAAGGUGGUUUGAUGCUUCAUCCUUCAUCACUGCCUUGGGCUUGGAGGUUGGGUCAGUCCCAGAGUUCCUGGUGCUGGYGGGGUCUGUCUGAGGGUGUGUCUGUUGUAUCUAUGUAGUACCUUGUCUGUCGGCUGGAAAGCUUUGUCAUGUUCACUGUAACCACUGCCGCGAGCUCAGGAAGGAUACCACUGCUGUGCAAGCCGGGGUGUUCUUCAGUGUUCCUUUUUACUAAUUAACUUAUGAGUAGAUUGCAUAAAUACUUUGUUGUGAUAUAAAAAAAAAAAGUCUGGGGAAAGUACAAACUGAAGUGAACACACUGGCUAAUCUGGUUUGUUUUAUAUGAAAAAUGCACAUUGACCUCACAGUGAAUGAAAUUAAAAACUAACUCAAAAAAAAAACCAAAAAAAACACCAAAAAACCAAAACUUUAUGCCUUAAAUGGAAGCAGCAAAUUGUUGCUCAGUCUCCUCUCAUCCUAGCAAAAUGACAAUGGGUACUAUUUAUGUCACAAAACUGACAAAUUGAAAAAAAUUACCAAAACCCCCCGCGUCCCCCUUUCAAAAAUACCCUAAUUUUGAAAAGCAAAAUUCACCAUAUCAGUGCUGGGGAGUAAACUUCAUAGUUACUUUAAGUUUUCUUUUCAGUUUCGUUUUUUCCAUCUUUUUGCCAUUACCUGCAUUCCUUAGAUUUCUUUUUUUCAUAUGUAAAAUGAACUAGCAACACCCCCAUACCCUCUUCUUUUUUCCUUUUUUUUUCUGUUCUGAAGAACUUUAGAGUCUCAGUAAUGUUUUCCCCAUCAGAUCAUGGAAAACCCUUUUGUUAUUUCUCUUCUUUAACACAUAACAUGUUCCUCCUUUGACCCUCAUUUUCCCUUUUUUUCUCUCUCUCCCCCUUCUCCCUCCCACUCGUCUGUCCCUGUCGUCCACCGAUCUAAUCCUGGAUCCUGCCCUUUCGUGGUUGCUGUCCUUCCCUCCCUCGUUCCCUCGUUCCCUCCUUCCCUCCUUCCCUCCUUCCCUCCUUCCCUCCUCCUCCUCCUGGCCCCACCGCCCUGGCUGAACCCUCCCAACCUGUUUGUUCCUCUUCCUCUCUUCGUU
Molecule: messenger RNA, 5656 nt
Organism: Malurus melanocephalus (red-backed fairy wren)
Lineage: Eukaryota; Metazoa; Chordata; Aves; Passeriformes; Maluridae
Product: poly(rC)-binding protein 3-like
Exons: 13
Coding region: 238-1347 (369 amino acids)
Biological process (GO): negative regulation of mRNA splicing, via spliceosome
Cellular component (GO): nucleus; cytoplasm
Molecular function (GO): mRNA binding
Source: RefSeq, a predicted model, not a curated record